Molecule: messenger RNA, 1671 nt
Organism: Aspergillus fijiensis CBS 313.89
Lineage: Eukaryota; Fungi; Ascomycota; Eurotiomycetes; Eurotiales; Aspergillaceae
Exons: 2
Coding region: 1-1506 (501 amino acids)
Source: RefSeq, a predicted model, not a curated record
AUGUUCCAACGGCUUAUUACACAUGUUUCUAUCGGGCGAUUCAACUUCGAGCUCUGUGCUGAGCUCCACAACCAGAUCUUCGAGAUUGCCUGGAAGGGAAGUGGACGAACCUGGGGCCAUUUGCCCACGUGGUGGCAGCAUUUCCAGCCGACUGAUGCCCAAGCCUCGCAUUAUCACCCAUGGAUGAUCGAAUUCCUUCAACGUGUUUACUAUCACCCUGAUGCCCCUCCGCUUUUCUACUACAUUGACCGUCUUGCCUCGCCCGAGGACCUAGUCGACGAGCAUGUCAAUGGUCUAGCGGAGGCACGCGACUGUUUUCUUUGGUUACAUCAUUCAACAGGUUGGAUGUGUGGAGAUGAAUAUGGGAUUUUAUUUGAUCAGGUCGCAUGCAAGGCCACUUUCGUGACCCAUUGUGAAGAUAAUCUCGACCGAGUCAGGACGGGAUACGGCUGGAAGCCGCUGGAAGAUAUCUACUGCGCAUAUCUGGCGAUGAUUGCGUCCCGAAAGGUUGAAGUCCGGCAGUGGCCCAGCGGCCGAUGGGAGUGGGAUACUGACACCGAUAAACUCGCCAAAUCUCCUCUUCAAAGGUUUGGUCCGUGGCGGUUCCAUACUUAUACUCCCACAGAUGUUCAGCUGGCUGUCUUCGCCCUGCGAGAUCUGCUGGAUGCGAUCGAGGCUCGCUUGCCGCCAACUGCAACCAUACCCAACAUCAAUACUCGCAGUUCGAUGAUACUUCCCUGGUCAGACCCCGGCAUUCGCGACGAGGCCCGGAUCAUCCGAAACAGCUUCGCAGGGGCUUUCUGCGACGCCACCGCGACCAUCUGUACGACCACCACCCGACGAUGCUUCCAGUACCUGGCCCCGGGGAUCCGCCUCCCCACGAUAGCAGAGUUCCGCGCACAGCCGUUCCGAGAUUAUGAGUAUGCGGACUCGUCCUCGCAGGAGCUGUUUCAUUUAAGGCCGAUCCGACCCACCUUGUUGCUGGUCGCGGAUCACGAAGGAUCACUAUCACUAUCAUCUUUACCAUCACCCCUGACCCCACCAAUGGUCAUUCCCGACCCCGACAUCACCAUCAAUUCCAUCUUGUUCUCACGGCGGCAAGUCGAUCUCCCGGUCCCCGCGAGACCCGCGGGGCUAUAUUUGAGCGGUGAUGACAACGACAACCGCGCUUGGGAGUCUGGAUGCCAUCUACUUCUACCAUUCAGCAUUGGGGAGCAGGGCUGGGUGCGGCGCAGCGACGGGACGAUCAUGGGCACGGACUACGCGGACGAUAUAGUUCCGAGACCCGGGGCCACGAAUUCGGAACUGUAUCAGUGCGUGGAGAAUGGGUGCGUCCCCUAUCGCCAUGUCCCAAUUCACCAGGUGCUGCAAAAUUGGGCAGAACGAGUGCGGGAGGGGGACUGGGCGGUAGAUGAGAACGGGGUGUCGGGGGGGAUUGGAAAGUGGAGGGAGGCGGAUACGGAGGAGAUGUGGGAGAAAUACUGCGUGCCAUUGAAAAUUUAUUAGAAUAGAUGCGUCAGUCAGUACACGCAUCGUGUAUACAAGCAGACUUCAGAUCCUACUAAACUCGUUCCAUCGAUUUACGGAUCUAGUUGUGACAGAGAUGAGAGGCUUUGACAAAUUACGGUGGACAUUUACUUGCUUGCUGCAAUACUGAUGGAGCGUGAAGAU